AUGAGGAGCGUUAUGGACUUAAAACUAAUGAUGUGGGUGUUCGCGCCCUAUGACAUCGGAACAAACAAAAUAUCGGCGCACCCCCAACCACCACCCCCGCCUCCGCCCGCCACUAAGAAGAGUGAGAAAAAGAAAGGCGACAAUAACGGCAUCAAGAAAAAGAAAACUAGGACUACGUUCACGGCAUACCAGCUGGAAGAACUGGAGCGUGCGUUUGAACGAGCGCCGUACCCAGAUGUCUUUGCCAGAGAGGAGCUCGCUCUCAAGCUGAACUUAUCGGAAUCACGUGUGCAGGUAUGGUUCCAAAACAGAAGAGCAAAAUGGCGUAAACGGGAACCCCCGAGAAAAACUGGAUACAUCGGCUCCAGUUCCCCCAGCUCGACAACGUUAGGCGGCGGUUUCUCCGGCAUCGGUGGGAAUUUACCAGCGUUCCCACAGAACGGUAUACCAGCUCCCGCCGACUCGUGGUCCUACCAGCACACGUAUGAGUUGUCGCCGCACCACUUGCUGUCAUCUGGCGGGACCGGCUAUCCAGCGUUUAACUCUCAGCCCGCGGCGUAUUCUUACACUACAGUACUCAAUGGGCAUGACGGUCAAAUGUUCGCUCCGAGACAUUACGACUACGGCGAGGGUAGUCCGCCUCCGCUGGGCGUGCGCGACUAUCCGAUGAUAGCGGCCCACUCCCCGCAGAUGGAGGGUCAUGGGCAUGAUGAUAAGCUGGAGUACCGCUCGCAUGACCACGAGGACAAAUACUCGGCGUGUGCAAUGCAAGAGGAGCCGCCGCGCUACGCUCCACCUCCCGAAGACUAUGACAAGUGUGGUAUGGUGUCACAUGACAAGCACUACGAGAUGGACAGACACGCGGAUCUCGCGCCCCCUGUCGUUGUCAAAAUGGAACCCAGCCCCGGACAAGGUUACACAUCUCUGCCCCCUUUUUUGAACUGAAAUACUCCUUUUCGAAAUUAACCUACAGUCAGGAAUAAUUUCGAAAAGGAGUAUUCGAUGUCAGAACGUUUACGAUUAUGUAAAAAUAAUAUGAUUUAAUUCAUAUAAUAAGAAAAGCAAUAUCGUCUAAAUAUUACAAAAUUGUAAUGCUUGGUAUACAAGUUGUCGAGAUUUUUCUAACUCUUUGUCACCAAAAAUGUAGUUAGUGUUAAAGCUCAAAAAUGCGCAAGUUAUAAAACUAACUUAAGUAAGUUUUUCGUGUUUAAGCAUUUUGUAAUAUAAGUUUUAUAUGCAAUAAAACUUACAAAUCUCACAAAUAAGAAAGCUGAUCGAAUCAAUCGGAUUAGCGUCCAUAAAGAUAUUAAGAAUUGUU
Messenger RNA from Papilio polytes (common Mormon), 1318 nucleotides. RefSeq names its product retinal homeobox protein Rx1-like. The record is from RefSeq and is a predicted model, not a curated record. Bases 1 to 945 code for a protein of 314 amino acids. Gene Ontology annotation, biological process: regulation of transcription by RNA polymerase II. NCBI's taxonomy places the organism in Eukaryota, Metazoa, Arthropoda, Insecta, Lepidoptera, Papilionidae. The transcript has 4 exons. Gene Ontology annotation, molecular function: DNA-binding transcription factor activity, RNA polymerase II-specific; RNA polymerase II transcription regulatory region sequence-specific DNA binding.